AUGGCGUCAGCGCCUGUCUUCAGGAACGCCGCUUGUUUAGGGCGUCCUUCUUCUAUUUCUUUUUCUUCUUUGACUCUGCGUAGGCAUUAUUUACUCAUAAAUAACCGUGAAAAUGGAGUUAAAACAGGUUUUCCGUCAGCAUUUACCCCUAUACAGCCUCAGGCGGUGCAGCAGCCAGUGGAUCAGCGGCGGUGGCUUUCAACAAAGACAGACGAAAAAACAAUUGGUAAAACUCCUGCAUUUGAAAUAUCUGGGAAAAUAAAAGUAGAAAAUCCAGUUGUUGAAUUAGAUGGAGAUGAAAUGACUCGCAUAUUAUGGGCUUGGGUAAAAGAGAAGUUAAUCUUACCCUACCUGGACGUACACCUGAAAUAUUUUGACCUCUCUUUGCCUAACAGAGACGCAACAGAUGAUAAAGUUACGCUCGAUGCAGCAGAGGCAAUCAAAAGAUUUAAUGUCGGCAUCAAAUGCGCCACCAUCACUCCUGAUGCAGCGCGAGUUAAGGAAUUCAAAUUAAAACAAAUGUGGAAAAGCCCUAACGGAACGAUCCGAAACAUGCUGGACGGCACAGUGUUCAGGGCGCCGAUUUUGAUAUCUACGAUUCCGCGUUUGGUGCCGGGGUGGAGGAAGCCGAUAGUAAUUGGGCGUCAUGCAUUUGGAGAUCAGUAUAAAAGUAAAUCUUUAUUAUGCUCGGGUCCAGGCAGCUUUGAAAUGGUCUUCAAGCCUAAAGACGGAGGCAAAGAAAUACGAGAAACUGUCUAUAACUUCCAAGGACCAGGGCUUAUGCUUGCAAUGUAUAAUACUGUCGCAAGCAUAACUGGAUUUGCUCGCAGCGCAUUCUCCUACGCACUCUCACAAAAGAUGCCGUUGUAUCUGAGCACGAAAAAUACAAUAUUGAAGGAGUACGACGGAGUGUUUAAAGAUAUUUUUGAUGAAAUGUAUGAAAAAGAAUUUCGGGAGAAGUUCCUAAAAAAUAAUAUUUUCUAUGAACACCGCUUAAUUGAUGACAUGGUCGCUCAGGCUCUCAAAUCUGAAGGCGGCUUCGUCUGGGCCUGCAAAAACUAUGAUGGAGAUGUACAGUCCGAUAUCGUAGCGCAGGGCUACGGGUCGUUAGGUUUAAUGUCUUCGGUUUUAGUUUGCCCUGACGGACGCACUGAAGUAAGCGAAGCUGCUCACGGCACGGUGACUCGGCAUUAUAGAGAGCAUCAGAGAGGCGUGAAGACAUCUACUAACCCGAUUGCUUCAAUCUUUGCUUGGAGUAGAGGGCUUGCUCAUAGGGCAAAGUUAGACGGCAACAGUCGGCUGGAGCAGUUUUGUUUAGCGUUAGAACGAGCGGCGAUUUCAACGGUUGAAGACGGCCUGAUGUCUAAAGACUUAGCAAUUUGUAUUAAAGGGAUUGAUAAUGUUUCUCCGGCAGACUAUUUGAUGACCGAGGAGUUUAUUGACGCUGUUGCAGACACAUUAAAAAGAAAUUUAAUAAUUCAUCAGACGCCGCUGCAUGACGACCACGACGGACGCACAAAAUAA
Eimeria acervulina is the source of this 1524-nucleotide messenger RNA. RefSeq names its product isocitrate dehydrogenase, putative. The transcript is spliced from 7 exons. Gene Ontology annotation, cellular component: mitochondrion. Gene Ontology annotation, molecular function: magnesium ion binding; isocitrate dehydrogenase (NADP+) activity; NAD binding. The coding region runs from base 1 to 1524 and encodes 507 amino acids. Gene Ontology annotation, biological process: isocitrate metabolic process. The record is from RefSeq and is a predicted model, not a curated record. Lineage: Eukaryota; Apicomplexa; Conoidasida; Eucoccidiorida; Eimeriidae.